GGCGCCGCGAGGCAAGGCGCGCAGUUCUGGGGCACGGCGCUUGGGUGCGUGUCCGCCGGCCCACCCGCAGGCUCGGUCGCGUCAGCCAGCCAGCCAGUCAGUCAUCCGGCCGGCCGAACGGCUGGCUGUCGGCGUGUGCGUGUUUGGGGGGGUGCUGCCCUGAGCCGAGCCGCUGGCGCGACCUGGCCCCGACGGAGAUGCGCGUUCCGAGGGCGCGCCGGGGGCUGUGGGGCCGCAGCUCAGAACUACAUCACCAGUGGAUGGGAGAAGAGAAAGUUUUGCUUAGGCUGAAUCCGCAUAUCUGAAAACCGCACUUAAUUCCAAGGAAGCAAAUAGAAUUUGUAAAACUCUGAGCAGUAUGCAAUUCUCCAGGAAUCGGAACCCUUUCAGGAAUCUCUUCGAGAGGGUGAUUUGUUGUGUUCUGCUCCUGGGUAUCCCAUGUUGCACCUCCCAGCCCACCUACAAAAGGCAAGAUCACCGGACAGGUGAGACGCUUGUGUGCCAUCAGUGUCCACCGGGGAUGCAUCUGUAUCGGGAAUGCACCAAGGAUACGCUAACCAUUUGCAAGCCGUGCCCUGAUCUCCACUACACACGCUACUGGAACUACCUCAAUAGAUGUCUUUACUGUAACAUCUUCUGCAACAGCCUUGAAGAAGAGUCGCAGGCGUGCAACGGCACACACAACCGAGCGUGCCAGUGCAAGGCAGGCUACUACUCUGAUUCAGAUUUCUGCAUAAAGCACUCCAACUGUCCCUUGGGAACCGGAGUCACUCAGCUUGGCAACCCACAGGAAGACACCAAAUGUGCACCAUGUCCUCAGGGAACGUUUUCCUGCUCCUUUUCCAGCACUGACCCAUGCCAGUCCCACCAGAACUGUUCUGCGCAAGGCCUAGAGGUCAACGUUCCAGGCAACCAGUUCCAUGACACCAUCUGCACCCCUUGCAAGCUGAAGAAAGCCAAUGACACCAGUGACAGAGCAGAUGACAUGUCAGGAAACAGGGAUGAUUGCCAAGAGGCUGUGAUAGACUUUGUGCCUUAUCAAGUGGGGUCACACAGAAGGCUACAGCGAUUGAAACGUAUCCUCAGUGGUGUCCUGCCUGCCAAUGGGAGUAAUAAGAAGAGCCCAGCAGAGCUCCAGGUGGAGCUCCACACCUACCUCAUCCAGCUCAAGAACACUCACGGAAAAGAGUUUGUGGUCCGCAAGCUCUUGGGAGCCCUCAAGCGCAUGAAGUUACAACAUGUACAACAGAAGAUCCAGAAGCGUUUCUCUUUGAGUUUAUGAGGCUCAUUGCACAGUCUUGGACUUCAGCAUGUUAAUUUAUAUUUAAAAAAGGACACACACAAACACGUCUGAGAAAGAUAAGUAGUAACUUUCUUAUUUGUAACCGGACCUCGUUCCAAGUGGGCAAAGACUUCCUUUCAGCUUCAUAUACAUCUUCUAUUCCUCCAUGAAAGGAAGCAACAUUAAGGGUUGCAACUUUUAACUUUUAAUAAGAAAUAUUACCAAUCUACCUUGUGGAAUUCCCUCCCCUUAAAUAUUAGACAGGCGCCAUUUGAAGACCUUCCUCUUUCAACAAGCCUUUUAAGUUGAGACCUUAUCCCAGUCUGCGUUGGAAUUGCUUUUUAAUAUGUUUUAAACCUUUUUUUUAAGUGUUUUUAACCUUUUUUUUAAAAAAAAGGUUUUGAAAGCUUUUUUUAAAAAAAGGUUUUUAAAGAUGUUUUGUUCUAAUGUAUUUUAAAGUCUGUUUUUAUGAUGUUUUAAAGUGUUUUUAGUGCUUUUGUUUGCUGCCCUGGGCUCCUGCCGGCAGGAAGGGCAGGAUAUAAAUCAAAUAAUAAAUAAAUAUGAUUUGAUUUGAUUUCCAUCCUCAGAUGCAGGCAGGUUUGAGGCCACACUUCAAUGUGUUCCUUGCUGAAAUUGUGCACCCAGGGAACCCAGGCUUCCUGGCAAGACUUUUUUUAAAAAAAAUUGUGACCUACAUAGAUUAGUUUUAAAAAUUAGUAAUACAUCAGCCCCACCCAUAUAUAACAUGUAAAAGGAGUGUGCAGAUAUCACUAAUAGCUGGUUUACACUUACCACAAUCACUGCAACCCACUUGUAACAGGUAAGAGUGUAGUAUCUGUUGGAUUAUGUGGACUGAUCACAUUUGCAUAAUUUGUUUUAUUUUUGAAUAAUUUAUCUUGCUAUUCCUAACUCUGGUUUUCCUAGUCAUUAGAUACCUGUAUUGCUGCAGCCCCAAAUACCAGUUCCUCCCAAGCUGGAAGCUGCUUUUUCUCAGGAACUUGAACUCUGGACAAGAGUGGAUUUAAUUUAAUUCUGCGUUGAUAAUCUGUUCUGUGUUUUAUAAUUUUAUGAUGCUUAUUGUACACCACCAUUAUAUUUUUUAAAAGAUUUGGCAGUU
Messenger RNA from Rhineura floridana, 2399 nucleotides. It is a transcript of the gene TNFRSF6B, whose product is annotated as TNF receptor superfamily member 6b. The record is from RefSeq and is a predicted model, not a curated record. The transcript has 5 exons. NCBI's taxonomy places the organism in Eukaryota, Metazoa, Chordata, Lepidosauria, Squamata, Rhineuridae. Gene Ontology annotation, molecular function: protein binding. Bases 359 to 1282 code for a protein of 307 amino acids.